GGGAGGGCCGCCCGUAGCAGAGCGCGGGGACGUCCUCGUCGGUCUGCCUCUCCCUUCAGCGGGCGGGGAUCGCGCAACACCCACCGCAGGGCCCGCCGGAACCACCUCGGCAGGUGGCGGCCGUCGACGCGGAAGCCCCGAGGGUCCGAAGUUCAAGGUCUAGGUCGCCGUUCUGCUCUGCUGCACGUCGAGGCGUCGCGGGGAUUCGCUUGCCGCGGUUUGUCACAGGACUCUUCGUACGCUCUCGGGGCCCCUUUUUUCGUGGAUUGUGAAAACAAGUGCCAAAAUGGUGGUUCUCUCUAAGGAGUACGGUUAUGUGAUCCUCACUGGUGCUGCUAGUUUUGUCUUGGUAAUGCACCUAGCAAUAAAUGUGGGGAAAGCACGCAAGAAAUACCGUGUGGAGUACCCAAACAUGUACAGUACAGAUCCAGAAAAUGGCCACAUUUUCAACUGUAUCCAGAGAGCACAUCAAAACACGCUGGAAGUGUAUCCCCCCUUUUUGUUCUUUCUUGGAAUAAGUGGAAUUUACCACCCGCGUGCUGCUACAGGACUUGGCAUAGCGUGGAUCAUAGGAAGAUUGCUAUAUGCCUAUGGCUAUUACACAGGGAAUCCCCAGAAGCGAAGCCGGGGAUUCCUUGGUUCACUCGCACUCCUUGGUUUGGCAGGGACCACUGUACACUCAGCUUUCCAUCACCUUGGCUGGGUCCGCUGUGACUAGACACCAUAUACGUAAUCUGUGGCUCCUCAAGAAUUCUUUCAAAGAUGCCAUUUUUAUAUUACACAUAAAUAAAAACCUUUCUUGAUAAGA
This is a messenger RNA of Pogona vitticeps (central bearded dragon), 808 nucleotides long. It is a transcript of the gene MGST3, whose product is annotated as microsomal glutathione S-transferase 3. The record is from RefSeq and is a predicted model, not a curated record. Lineage: Eukaryota; Metazoa; Chordata; Lepidosauria; Squamata; Agamidae. Gene Ontology annotation, molecular function: glutathione peroxidase activity; glutathione transferase activity. Gene Ontology annotation, cellular component: membrane; nuclear envelope; endoplasmic reticulum.